Molecule: messenger RNA, 1205 nt
Organism: Lolium perenne
Lineage: Eukaryota; Viridiplantae; Streptophyta; Magnoliopsida; Poales; Poaceae
Source: RefSeq, a predicted model, not a curated record
AGAAAUCAGUUCGUCCCUCGUGAGCCAGCUUCGCCUCCCAUUCCCCAUUUCACCCGCCGCCGGCGCCAGGCCAACUCCGGUCGAUUCCGCCCACCACUUCGCCGCGCGACCAUCGCCCAGGCCAUCUCCGGUCGAUCCCUGUAGAUCCCAUGGCCUGGAAGCUUGGCUACGCAGCCCCUCCACAAACCCUAGCCGAGGCUCAUCAAGGCUAUGUUUUUCAAUCCAAUUUCGAUUCUUUUCGACGACGGCUGCACAAAUCCUCGCCGGCGCCGUCGUCCAGCUCACCGGAGGAGGAGGGUCUGCCGGUCGCCGCGCGCGUGGCCGACAGCUGCCCAGCGCAGCACCCGAGCCCAGCGCAGCGCCCGCGUCCGCCUCAGGCUUCCUGCGUGCUCCCGGUCGCUGCGGCCCCUCCCCGAUGCUGGUUCUCCAUUCUCGCGCCUGCAGGAGCCCGCGUGAGCGUCCGCUCCUUCCUCUGCUCGAGGUCGCCGCCUCGUCCCCAGGACCGCUCCUCACGAUAGUCCCCAGGCCCGCUCCCCAGGCUCGUCCUCGGCCUCCUCCUGGACGUCUACAUCGCGCGCGAGUGCGCCUCCUCCACAACAGCCUGGGAGCUGCUGCUCCCUGUCCAAUCCUCAGUGGUGCGUUCUUGGCGGCGGGGAGAGACACCACCCAAGCCAUGGGCGGCGGCGGAGAAGAGAAGCCGUUCAAUUUCCUCCAAGUGCGUCCAAAGUUUGCUUGGCAUGGGAGAGCCAUGGAGGGCAUGCUAUUGAACCAGACAGUUGCUGUUGCCGCUCAAAAUCCUCAAGAGGAUGACAAUGGAGAGGGCGUCAUAGCCGGAGGGACCGCCGGCGUCGUGGUGGAGACGGCUCUGUACCCCAUCGACACCAUAAAAACCAGGCUUCAGGUGAAUUACUUCUCUACCCACUUUUUUUAGCCUGAAGAUGUGCAGUCAACUCUUGUAUGGUUAGUUAGAGUUGCUUGUGGUCUCUGAUUUUGCUCGGUUGUAAUGACCAGACUCCCAAGUAGAAUAUGCUGCCAAGUAAGAUUUAAUUUUAUGUUGAAGUGCAAAUUACCCAAGUGUUGCAUGCUGACUUGGUUAGAGAUGCAAAUGUCUGACAGUACCACAAAGUGUAGUAAUUACCUGCAUUGGAUGCCAGGUCUUAACCUGACACAAAUCCAUGUUCUCUAUGAAAUGUCCAUAUGUAAUG